AUGAUGGAGCUCAGUGAUACCCCAGCCAAGUCUCUAGACAAGUUCAUCGAAGACCACCUCCUGCCAGACGAGGAUUUCUACACACAGGUCAAUGAAGCCAUCCACAUCAUCUGCAGUUUCCUGAAGGAGAGGUGUUUCCGAUGGGCCCCCCACCCUGUUCGGGUGUCCAAAGUUGUGAAGGGUGGCUCCUCAGGCAAAGGCACAACCCUCAGGGGCCGAUCAGAUGCUGACCUCGUCAUCUUCCUCACCAAUCUUAAAAGUUUUCAGGAACAACUUCAGCGCCGAGGAGAAUUCAUCGAGGAAAUUAGGAGACAGCUGGAAGCCUGUCAAAGGGAGGAAACAUUUGAAGUGAAAUUUGAGGUCCAGAAACAGCAAUGGAAGAAUCCCCGUGCUCUCAGCUUCGUGCUUAGAUCCCCUCAGCUCCACGAGUGGGUGGAGUUUGAUGUCCUGCCCGCUUUUGAUGCCCUGGGUCAGUUGACCAGAGGCUACAGACCUGACCCUAAAGUCUACGUCCAGCUUAUCCAAGAGUGCGAGUCCCUGGGGAAAGAGGGCGAGUUCUCCCCCUGCUUCACGGAGCUGCAGCGAGCCUUCCUGAGGGAGCGUCCAACCAAGCUGAAGAGCCUCAUCCGCCUUGUGAAGCACUGGUACCAAAAGUGUAAGGAGAAGCUUGGGAAGCCGCUGCCCCCACAGUAUGCCCUGGAGCUUCUGACAGUCUAUGCUUGGGAGCAAGGAAGCAUGGAAACAAGAUUCAGCACAGCUCAGGGAUUUCAGACCGUCUUAGAAUUAGUCCUGGAGCAUCAGAAGCUUUGCAUCUACUGGAAAAUCUAUUACAACUUUGAAAACCCUAUUAUUGAACAAUACCUGAGAAGGCAACUUGCAAAACCCAGGCCUGUGAUUCUGGACCCGGCUGACCCUACAGGAAACGUUGGUGGUGGAGACCCACGUAGCUGGCAGCGGCUGGCACAAGAAGCUAGAGCCUGGCUGAAUUACCCAUGCUUUAAGAAAUGGGACGGGUCUCCAGUAGGCUCCUGGGAUGUGUCGCCCCAAGACCGUAGUGACUCGACGUACAAGGCCUAUGACUUUAGACAGAGCUAUGGAACCUCUCCGAGACUCACAUUCCAGGGAGAAGCCCCUCCCCAGGUGGAAGAGAACUGGACAUGUGCCAUCCUCUGA
Lipotes vexillifer (Yangtze River dolphin) is the source of this 1173-nucleotide messenger RNA. Its product is annotated as 2'-5'-oligoadenylate synthase 1. The record is from RefSeq and is a predicted model, not a curated record. Gene Ontology annotation, molecular function: 2'-5'-oligoadenylate synthetase activity; double-stranded RNA binding. Bases 1 to 1173 code for a protein of 390 amino acids. Gene Ontology annotation, biological process: negative regulation of viral genome replication; defense response to virus; regulation of ribonuclease activity. NCBI's taxonomy places the organism in Eukaryota, Metazoa, Chordata, Mammalia, Artiodactyla, Lipotidae. Gene Ontology annotation, cellular component: membrane; nucleoplasm; cytosol. The transcript is spliced from 6 exons.